AUGGCUCAUGGAGCACACCGACUUGAAGCUGGCGGACACCUUUGCCAAGGAGCCAAAGCUGGAAGCUUACAUGCGCCCGGACGCAGAGAGAUGGGCCAGCAAGUGACGAGUUGGGCAUUGCUGAGUGGACGCAAAAGCAUAGGCCAGAUGGAGCAGGACGAGUUUAUCGAAAGGUUCAUGCCUUUGUCGCGGCAGCCCACCUUUGAGCUUCGCGCCUGGGAAGCGCUGGAGUGGUUCCGUGUCAUGGACGAAGACGGGUCAGGCACCAUCACGGUGAGCGAGAUGCUGAAUUGCAUGCUGGAGAGCGAGGACCUCCUGCAGGCAGUGAUCCGCCACCGGCUGUUCGUCGGAACCCUUGCUGGAGGGCCUCGCUCUGUGCAGUUGACCGUGGCAGAGCCCGAUCCGGAGAAAGAGGGGGAGGUGUUGCUGCACUCAGCGAAGGUCGGCACCCGCACCCCGGUGCUGUUGGGGCUCUUCAAGCCAGAGGCGCAUGUGACCAAGGAGAUGUUGCUGCGGUGGGAGAACCUGUUGCUGUCCAUCAUUGAGAACUCCCCAGCUGAAGGCGCAGCACUACAGCCUCCGCGACAACGAGCUGCAUGA
Molecule: messenger RNA, 600 nt
Organism: Effrenium voratum
Lineage: Eukaryota; Dinophyceae; Suessiales; Symbiodiniaceae
Source: the annotation of a GenBank genome assembly